ACCACCCCCCGCUUGUCAGACCUCAAUGUAAAUUUGUUGCAAGAAAAUUGUUAUUAUCUCUUAUUUGUUCAUACAAAAUACAGCACAAUGGCUUCUUCGUCAGCCGAAAAUGCUGGCACCAGCAAACAACAUGAAAAUGGAGAUGAUUUGGAGCCGGGGGCAUGCAUGGAAAGCAUUCUGAAUCCGUCGGAUUCUUUUGAAGAGUUUGCUUCUGAAAUGAGCUCAAGUCUUCAAGAGAGGAAUAAGUUGGCUGCUAAAAGCAGCACUAUUAGUGAAAUACAGAGUGAAAUCGGUGAAAGUUCAAAGGAUUUGAAAAGUGCGAAGUCUACUGACGAUUUGCAAAACAAAGAAGAUCUAUCAGGAUCGGCUAGUAGUUCGAACCUUUGUGAACAAAACGGAGAUGAAACUGAUGAUGAUAAAGACUAUCUACAAUCACCGGAGCUUGUUAAUAAAGAGAAACAUGUCUUUAUACUCAGUUCAGCUGGAAAACCCAUUUACUCAAGAUAUGGUAAUGAAGAUAAACUCGCAGGUUUAUGCGGAGUCAUACAGGCCUUAGUCAGUGUUGUCGAAGACCAGAACCAGGAUAUCUUGAGAUCCAUCACCACUAAAGACUGUAAGGCGGUCUUCUUAGUCAAGGGUCCACUUAUUUUGGUCGCUGUUUCUAAGUCUAAUGAAAGUGAAACACAGUUAGUUCUGCAGUUGACUUAUGCAUUUAACCAAAUAGUAUCAGUUUUAACACUGACACAGUUGAACAGAAUUUUUGAACAGAGAAGAAAUUAUGACUUGAGAAGACUUCUAUCUGGAGCUGAGAGACUGAUAGACCAUCUGCUAAUAUUUAUGGAAAAGGACCCAGCUUUCUUGUUAGGGGCCGUCAGAUGUCUUCCUUUACCAGAGAAGGCGCGAGAGAAUAUUACAAGCGCCAUCAUAUCGACAUGCCACAAAAUCAGGGACUUGGUGUUCGCUAUCUUGUUGGCUGGUAACCAGCUGAUCACCCUAGUACGAAUGAAGAAGUAUACCCUUCAUCCUUCAGACAUACAUCUUCUAUUUAACUUAGUAAGGAGUUCGGAAUCUUUUAAAACAGCAGAGAGUUGGACUCCAAUAUGCUUGCCUAAGUUUGAUGCCACAGGCUUCCUUCACGGGCACGUCUCCUAUAUUUCCGAGGACUGUCAGGCGUGCCUACUGCUACUCACAGUACAAAGGGACGCGUUCUUCCCUCUAUCGCAAGCCAAGCACACCAUUGCUGAGAAACUACGGAGGUCGAACUGCCUAGUCGCUAUCAACGACGCAUUGAACAGGAAAGAGGAGUUACCCACAACGAAUCCACUAAAACACAUUGGUAUACCAGAAAUCAGACACUUCAUGUACAAAUGCAAGUCCACUGCGCAACUCUUCACUUCGGAUCCUAUUAGUUUAGAUAGAUUACAGGAUUACAGAAUAAGGCACAAAGAAGGUGGUGAUAUAACGGAGAAAAAAAUUGAAAAGAUGUCGGACAUAGAUUACAUAAGGAAUUAUAGGAACUUUGUGAGCCAAAUACAUUGUACCUCGACACCUGCAAAAUUGAUAUUCAGGUCUAAUUCUGAGAACACAGUUUUGGCUUGGGUAACGAGCGGCUUCGAACUGUACGUCACCUUUGAUCCCUUAAUGGAGAAAGACCAAGCUAUCAAGGCAGUAGACCGUCUCCUCCGGUGGAUCAAGCGUGAAGAACAAAGGAUAUUCAUCAUGAACGCUCCAACAUUCUAGCAGAAGUUCUCCGUUCCCUCAUUCAGAAAGAGCUCUAUGAAGAACUCUCUGGAUGAUGAAGUGGAACUACUGUGAAAACUGUGAUGCAUUUAACCAGAGAAAAGAUAAGUGAUUUUAUGAAAUUAUGUACUGUUGUAUGUUGAUGAUAAUAUUUAAAUAUAUCAGCUCUCGCGGCGUGAGAACCGCACCGCGAAUUAUAGCGAGAGCUUUGUCCAAUCGCCGUACGAUGUCUGUCUACGUAGAUAGCAUUCACUGCGUCUAUUGGUCGAAACGCUUGAUAUAAUUUGCGCCGCGGUUUUAUGUCAUGUUAUGCCGGUACGCUUGCCGUGCAGAGCCUGCUGGAGAUUAUUAUGAACUGAACUGAGAAAAUAAUGCAAAUAAUUUGUAGGGAAGGACUUUUCGAAAGUGGCCUAGUAUAUAAGGGGUUAAAAAGAGCUAUCUUUUAAAUUAAAUACAAAUUAAGUGAAUGCGAAUCCGAAAUUAGCGAAUUUAAAUAAUGGUUUUCACUAACAUCUUUAUGUCGAAACUUUAAAGAAAUAGGUACUUAUAAAAUACCCUAAAAUGUAAAGAUGUGCACCUUGUCUUGGAGAAUUAUUUUUAAAUUAACUUUACACUACUGUAGAUUUUUUUUUGUUAUAUUUUUUAUUACCAGAGAUAAAGAAGUUUGAGCAGUGUUUAUAUUGCAAACUUCCUCACAAAAUUGUUGUUAUGAUAUUGAAAAUUAUUUUGCUAUUCAGUAACUGUAGUAUUAUUCCUUAUUCUAUGACUGUUGUUAUUUUGAAUAAAUUUCCACUAGAAAGAAAGAAUAUUGUUACUAUCAAAAUAUUGCUCUUUGACAGUAUUCAUUAAGUGUGCCAACUUUUCAAGCUUAAAUUGAUCCUAUAUUUAAAUUAAGCUAAUGUAAAUCAUGUUAAUAAAAUCAUACCAUUGAUUUCACACCUAUAUGCAUCCUAAAACAUUCUAUGUUUGUUACUUCACACACAUUCAUAUCACAUUAACAUUUCUGUACGUAAAAAUAAGUCGUAUUUAAAGUUGAUCUACUCGCUUUCUU
Pectinophora gossypiella (pink bollworm) is the source of this 2791-nucleotide messenger RNA. RefSeq names its product protein SAND (gene Mon1). The transcript has 8 exons. The record is from RefSeq and is a predicted model, not a curated record. Gene Ontology annotation, biological process: protein targeting to vacuole; endosome to lysosome transport via multivesicular body sorting pathway. Lineage: Eukaryota; Metazoa; Arthropoda; Insecta; Lepidoptera; Gelechiidae. The coding region runs from base 88 to 1740 and encodes 550 amino acids.